Colletotrichum graminicola M1.001 is the source of this 2472-nucleotide messenger RNA. RefSeq names its product VID27 cytoplasmic protein. Gene Ontology annotation, cellular component: cytoplasm; nucleus. The coding region runs from base 1 to 2472 and encodes 823 amino acids. The record is from RefSeq and is a predicted model, not a curated record. NCBI's taxonomy places the organism in Eukaryota, Fungi, Ascomycota, Sordariomycetes, Glomerellales, Glomerellaceae. The transcript is spliced from 2 exons.
AUGUUUGUCCUUCGAAACGUUGGCAAACUCAUCUUUGGAUCCAGCAACCAAGAAUCACUGAUCGAACUCCCUCAAGGACAGCUCUACCUCGUCCGCCCUCUCUCGCCCAAGGGCUACUCUGAACUCAUUUUCAAGGACGCAGCUGCCCGAAUCCGACGAACCGCACAGGAUUUCCAGUACCAGCUCGUAGUACAGAGAGUCUACGAAGAAGGCGAGGCUGAACUCCUGGCCGAGGAAGAAGGAGAGGACGCCGAGAUCGACGCACUUGCCGCCGCUGAAAGAGACGAGAAGACCUUCCUGCUCGACGAGGCUCUGCACUUCCGCGUCGACAUUCGACAAGGCUCCGAGAAGGUUCUUGCCUGGAGGGAUUUGAGUGGUGACACCGGUGACGUCUACGAGUUCGUUUGCGACAACGUUGUUUCCCCUGGCCAAGUCACACAAUUCGAGCGCAUUGCAAAGGAGUGCCAGUACGAACGCAAGUACCGCAAGCCGCACACCACCGCAUCCGACUUCGACCUCAAGCAGUUUGAGUUCCAGGACGAGCAGCCGAUACCUCCCGCCAGCCCGAUCCACAGCCCGACGACUCUUGUACGGUCGAUAGAGUCAGCUGACAGCCUUUUCGUACCCCAAAGCCCGGUUGGCACACCCACCAAGAAGGAAGACCGGUCUCUUGUUCAGACUCCAGCCAAGACGCCCAGAAAUAUGCCUGUCACGCCCGAGAGAACUAGGGCAAAUGGCCCACCCAAGGCUGGCGAGGCCCCUGCAGCUCUCAGCACGUAUGCUACUGAGAGCGCUGAGUUACACUUCUUCGACUUCCCGUCCGGUUCCUUUGUCCAGCAGGAUGCUGCUGUCACCGCCACUGUUACGGAGAUUGGCAAAUGGGAAUACUGGCUCCAGAUCGAAACGGAGGAUCGGGCCUGGCUUGGCAUUCCGAUCGUCGCCGACAUCAACCCCGUCUUCAACUUUGAGUUCCUAUCCUUCAUCUUCAACCAGUUCUCUGGCGAUGGUUCAGCGUACUCUUGGCUGCUUCGAUUCAAGGACCAGCCGACGCUGGAGCGUUUCCAGGACGCCCUUCUCCGCGCGCUUUGGGAGCAGCUGAAUGAAUCCAAGUGGGAGAAGAUCAAGGAGAGGGAGCAGGAGUACGUCACUGACGCCUUUAAUGAUUUGACCAUGAAAGAUACCCCGGAGGAACAAGAAGAGGAAGAGGAAGAGGAAGACUACGAGGACGCCGAGGAAGAUGCUCAGCGCAGCGAACAUUACGACAGCGACGAGGAGGAGGAUGAUGUUGAGACCAAGGACGAGGAUGGCAACGUCAACUCCCAACUUGCUGUUGGCUACAAGCACGAUCGCUCUUUCGUCGUGCGCGGGUCCAAGAUUGGUGUCUUCAAGCACACGGCAAACAACAACCUUGAAUUCUCCACCAACAUUUCAAAGGUCGAGACACCAAAGGGCACACUGUUCAGCCCGAAGAAGGUCAUGCUUCACAACGAGGAUCGCAACAUGAUCUUGCAGAACGAGCAGGACCCCAACAAGCUCUAUCGCAUGGACCUCGAGUAUGGCAAAGUCGUCGAUGAAUGGAACGUCCACGAGGAUAUUCCCGUCCUCAACUUCGCACCUGAGAACAAGUUCGCCCAGAUGACCCAUGAGCCCACUUUCCUCGGUAUCUCGAAGAAUGCUCUAUACCGUGUCGACCCUCGUUUGUCCGGUACCAAGCUGGUCGAUUCUCAGCUGAAGCAGUACGUCUCCAAGAACGAAUUCUCGUCCAUCGCCACUACCGAAAAGGGCUACAUCGCUGUCGCUUCCAACAAGGGUGACGUCCGUCUCUUUGAUCGUCUGGGCAUCAACGCCAAGACCCACAUUCCCGCUCUUGGCGAGGCAAUCCUCGGUCUGGAUGUGUCUGCUGACGGCCGGUGGGUGCUCGCCACCUGCCGGACGUACAUUCUGCUUGUCGACGCGCUGCAGAAGUCUGGCAAGAACGAAGGUAAGCUCGGCUUCGAGAAAUCCUUCGCUGCCAACGAUAAGCCUCAGCCGCGCCGUUUAGCCCUCACGCCUGAGCACGUUGCUCAGUUUGCCCAUGAGACCAGCAAGCCGGUGUCUUUCACGCCGGCGCGCUUCAACACUGGGGAGGGUACUGAGGAGACGAGCAUCAUCACUGCCACCGGUCCGUAUAUCGUCGAGUGGAGUCUGAAGAAGGUGCUUCGCGGCGCCAAGGCUGCCUACCGCAUCAAGCGCUACGCCGAGGAGGUCAAGGCCGACGACUUCAAAUUCGGAACGGACAAGAACGUCAUUGUCGCCCUGCCCAACGAAGUUAACAUGGUCGGCAAGCAGGGUCUCAAGCGACCCACACGCGAGAGCAUUGCCGGUAACUUCGCGCAGCUCAGCAUGGGUCGUAGGGACUCUGGGCGUAUCGGCACACCUAAAAGUGGCCGUUAUAAGCUCGGCAAGGAGGACAUUGUAGCCUCGCCCUACUGA